This is a messenger RNA of Pelmatolapia mariae (spotted tilapia), 3637 nucleotides long. RefSeq names its product zinc finger protein 99-like. The transcript has 4 exons. Gene Ontology annotation, biological process: regulation of transcription by RNA polymerase II. Lineage: Eukaryota; Metazoa; Chordata; Actinopteri; Cichliformes; Cichlidae. Gene Ontology annotation, molecular function: RNA polymerase II cis-regulatory region sequence-specific DNA binding; DNA-binding transcription factor activity, RNA polymerase II-specific. The record is from RefSeq and is a predicted model, not a curated record. The coding region runs from base 421 to 2229 and encodes 602 amino acids.
GAGACGAGUCGAGCAGAGAGAGCUGCUUUUUCGUGAAACGGGAGUAAAGUAGUAAACUUACAGGAUCAUAUACAACUACCUACUUUUUAAUCGAUAUCUGCAUCGAUCUACCCACCGUUGUCUCUUGGAUUGUAGCUGAGAUCAGCACGAACCACGUGUGUCUCAGCUUCCUGAUCUGUUAAUUGUGUUUGGAAAGGCUUCUAGCUUAAUCACAGAGUUCUCUCAUUCGUGGGCUCAUCUAAAGCAGCUCCUGAAACGCAAGACUGCCACACAUCUGUUCGACCAACGCCAGUUAAUCUAAACGCCAGUAGAUCUGGAACACCGGUCGCAUGACAGCCACUGGAAGCCGACGGGUAAAGACAUCGGUUGUUAUCGAAUGACGUCGUUGAAGAGAAAUUGUUCAAGAACACUCCAGCUCACAUGUUAGUCUGCUCCAAGCAUUUCCACAAAGGAGCAGAACAGUCUGUUGGAGCACCAGAGGAACAAUUUCAGUCAUUUGGACUCAGCUCAGCCACUACAGAGGAAACAAUGUCUUCAACACAAAAGGACCAACAUGGAGGGAGAAGUCAGCGCUCUCAGGAGGCUGACAAACCUCACAGAAGAAAGGGAGAGAAAACGUACAGCUGUGAUGAGUGUGGAAAGUGUUUUACCCGGGCAGAAAACUUAAAAACACACCAAGUCAUCCACAGUGGAGUUAAAGCGUACAGCUGUGAGUUCUGUGGAAAGUCUUUUAUCCAGGCUGGAGACUUAAAAAGACACCAAGUCAUCCACAGUGGAGUUAAAGCGUACAGCUGUGAGUUGUGUGGAAAGUCUUUUACCCUUGCUCAAAGCUUAAAAAAGCACCAACUCAUCCACAGCGGAGUUAAAUCUUACAGCUGUGACUUGUGUGGAAAGUCUUUUACCCUUGCUCAAAGCUUAAAAAAGCACCAACUCAUCCACGGUGGAGUUAAACCGUACAGCUGUGAGUUGUGUGGAAAGUCUUUUGCCGAGGCUGGACACUUAAAGAAACACCAACUCAUCCACAGUGGAGUUAAACUUUACAGCUGUGACUUGUGUGGGAAAUCUUUUGUGCAGGCGGGAAACUUAAAAACACACAGAAUCAUGCACAGUGGAUUUAAAGCAUACAACUGUGACUUGUGUGGAAAGUCUUUUACCCAGGCUGGAAACUUAUUAAAACACCAACUUAUCCACAGUGGAGUUAAACCUUACAGCUGUGAGUUCUGUGGAAAAUCUUUUGUGCAGGCUGGAAACUUAAAAUCACACCAACUCAUCCACAGUGGAGUUAAAGCGUACAGCUGUGACUUGUGUGGAAAGUGGUUUACCCGGGCAGAAAACCUAAAAAGACACCAACUCAUCCACAGUGGAUUUAAACCUUACAGUUGUGACUUGUGUGGAAAGUGUUUUACCCAGGCUGAAGGCUUAAAAAAACACCAACUCAUCCACAGUGAAGUUAAACCUUACAGCUGUGACUUGUGUGAAAAGUCUUUUGCCCGGGCUGAAGGCUUAAAAAAACACCAACUCAUCCACAGUGAAGUUAAACCUUACAGCUGUGACUUGUGUGGAAAGUCUUUUACCCAGGCUGGAAGCUUAAAAACACACCAACUCAUCCACAGUGAAGUUAAACCUUACAGCUGUGAGUUGUGUGGAAAGUCUUUUGUUCGGGCUGAAGGCUUAAAAACACACCAACUCAUCCACAGUGGAGUUAAACCUUACAGCUGUGACUUGUGUGGAAAGUCUUUUACCCGGGCUGGAGACUUAAAAAAACACCAACUCAUCCACAGUGGAUUUAAACCUUACAGCUGUGACUUGUGUGGAAAGUCUUUUGCCUGGGGUGGAGACCUCAAAAAGCACCAACUCAUCCACAGUGGAUUUAAACCUUACAGCUGUGAUUUGUGUGGAAAGUCAUUUACCCGGGCUGGACACUUAAAAAUACACCAACUCAUCCACAGUGGAGUUAAAUCUUACAGCUGUGACUUGUGUGGUAAAGCUUUUGCUCAAAGUCGAAACUUACAGAAGCAUCUAGUUACCCACUCUGGAAUUAAGGCGUACAGCUGCGACAUUUGUUGUAAAACUUUCAGUGGAAAAAGGUACCGUAAUAUUCACCUACGGAUUCACACUGGAAAUGAUGUUUCCUACUGUGAUCGGUGUGGAAAACUGUUAGCCACACUGAGGAGAGACCUUAUAAAUGUGACCUGUGUGAGAAGACUUUUAAAUCUCCACAUUACCUGACAAGACACCAACAGAUCCACACCAGAAAGUAACUCUAGAAGUGCAGUUACUGUGAGGACGUAUUGAUUUUUUAUCUUGUAAUUUUAACCUGAUUGUUUGUAACAAGUCUGAUCACUAAACUUAUGGCAUUAUACUGAAUGAACAGUUUGGAAAAAUGAAGAGUCACUUUCGCUCGGUAAGCUGAGUGUUAUAAUUUAAACAAUAAAACGUAAUUGGACAUUGGCAGAGAUCACUUACGCUGUCAUUAUUUAGAAGCAGAGCGACACACAUAGAUCCACUUCUCAACCCUGUCAUCACUGUGGUGGUGAGAAAACGUUUCUCUGUGACCUUUGUGGAAAAACCUCCAAUCAUCAACGGGACCUUAAACCACGUCAACGUAGACACACUGCAGACAAAAUGAAGUACUGCAAAGAAUAUGGGAGAGGUUUCCACACACCAAGUACGUUAAAACUCUUCCACAGUGUGGAGAAAAAGCACAUCUGUGACUGGUGUGGGUCAUCCUUUACCACUGCACGUGAGCUUAAAGAACAAGAAUAAGCAAAUCCACACAGGAGAGACACCAUACAAGUGCAGACACUGUGACAAAAGCUUCUCACAAUCAGGUCAUCGUAACAAACAUGAACGUACACACAUGGAAGUGAACUUCAGCUGUGACCAGUGUGACAAGAGCUUCAGGAGUCUCAGUUCAUACUCCGAACACAAACGAUUCCACACUGUAAAUAAACUGUUUCACUGUUACCAAUGUUCAAAAACAUUCACUUCAUUAUCUGCUCUGUCAAACAUCAGCCUGAUCAUGCAGGACUGAAAUCACUGGAUCACAAUGAAUCUGAAGAGAGAGAAAGAUCCUCUUCUGGUUUCAGGGUCAGACUUAAAAACCUUGAGAUCAGGCUCCACAGAGUUCAGAUGGAAUCUCCUGUAAAGAGUGUCAGCUGAUGUCACACUUGGAUCUGAUGAGGUAGCUCUGACUUGCAGUGAAUAAUCCUGAAUGUUACAUUUAGGAAGCUGCAUGUAUAGAUAUGUAUAUCAAGUUUAUGUUUUUUCCUUUGAGGGAUUUUAAUUCUCUGAAAUGUUAUCCCUGUUACAUUUUAAUCUUUGUUCCCUUUGGACACAGUAGUGUUUAGUAGUUUUACUUGUUACUGUAUUAUUAAAGUCUUUUUUACCAAACUCAUAUUGUAUCAAAUCUACUGAUAUGGAUAUAUACAGGGUUCGUACGGGUGCUUGAAAUCCUGGAUAUGCUUGAAUUCAAAUGUCCUCUUUUCAAGGUUUGGAAAGUGCUUGAAUUUCAAAUGUGGUGCUUAAAAGUGCUUGAAAAUGUAACUGUAUUUCAUUCACAAUAAAUAACUAUCUGAUUGAAAUGUUUUCUUAUCAGAUAGAGAAAUAAAAUGAGUCGCAAAAAGCAAAAGCAAAA